AACUGAUAGUUCAGGCCAUGCAGCCUACUUGGUUUCCUCUCCUGCCUGACUGUUGUUAAAUAGGGAAGUUGCAUGUGAAGAGUAAAAAAGCAGCAGCUUUGUAAAGAUCUGAAUACAUGUAGAGGAUUUUCAAAUUAAGCAAAGGGUUCAUGACUGCUGCAUCAGUAAUGGUUCGUAAGCACAAAGUAUGGAGAGGAAUAUUGAGGACCAGCUCAAAAAAGCAUAUGAAGCCUACAGACAAGUCUGUAUUGAAAGGGACAACGCUAAAAGGGAACUCCAGCAGAAGACAGAAUACUACCAAAACUACACCCAGCAACUGGAGCAACAAAUAGAUGACCAAAAUCAAUUGAUUACUAAACUUAAAGCUCUGCUGAGGUCAGCAACAAAGCUUGCUUCAGAUGAGGCAUCCUACUACCCUGGUCUUCAGAAACAGGAAGUAGAAUCCUUGUCAUCCUGUGAUCACCAUACAGAUGAGCCAUCAUGCAGCCACCAAAUGUUACUGGCAAGAGAGAACAUGGAUACUGCAGAGAUGCUUUCUUGCAGACUACCCGGGACCAGUACUGUUGACAAUAAAGAUGUUGUUGACAUAUUUUUGGAACUUGUGGGGGAUUUUCAGUUGAUCCAAGCAUUAACACGGAAACAGACGAACCACCUGAGGAAGAUGUCUAGGAGAAACAUAGCAAAUGAGCCACGGUUCUCCAUACCCAUCCAGUGCACAGACGUUUCAGCUGAGCGGUCCGAGGGGCCUUUGGGGCCCUUCUCUACAGCCGUCGAGUCAAGAGAUGGCAGGGAGCUGGCCCCUGCGACCCUGCUGCCCGGUGGUGCCGACCCAGAAGAGCUCACUGAGCUCAGUGUGAGGCUCCCACCCUCCACAGAGAGCGAGUUUGAGUUCCUGAACAGCGGUAUGGGGAGACCCAACCAUGAGGUCAUCGGGACGCAGCCGCUGGGCAGGGUCACCAGCGUCUCCAUGAUGACACAGGCCCAAUCUCUGGGGCUGCCAAUACUGCACACAGGCUCCUCCUCCAGUAACUUCUCCUUCCAGGAUAUUUACGAACCCAAGCAGCUGCUCUGGAAGCCGGAUCUCUGUGAGGCCACAGCGCAGGGGACCGGUGCUGACCCCUCGUCGGGCUCAGACCACAGUAAAUGCGAGUUCUGCAACGACCUGGUUCCUUUGGCCCACAUAUACAGCCACCUCAAUUCACACUGUCCUGCCAGCAAUGGACAAUAGAGGGCGCUGGACCACUCCAUCAAUACUCAUGGGGGAGUUCAUUACCUGCCUAGCUUUUUACCUAUUACAGUUAUUUAGCUGAUGCUUUUAUCCAAAAUGGCUGUUGAUUGGACUAUGCAGGAGACAAUCCCCCCUGGAGCAUUGUGGGCCUUACUUAAGGGCCCAAAAGCUGCACGGAUCUUAUCGUGGCUACACUGGGGCUUAAACCACCAACCUUCCAGGUCCUAGCCAUGUACCUUAGCCAGUAGGCUACAAAUACAGUAGGCUACCUGCACUUAACGCAUUGGAACUCAAGCAAGCUCUUCUUUGACAGUGUAUUCUUUUUUCUCCAUAAAAGGCUUAACUCUAUUUUAAAUAAAGGCCUACAUUGUGUCUGUUGAAUGGUGUGUGUAAUUUGAUCUGAUCUGUAUCCCGUUCAUCCAUCAGCGCAGGGGAUACGCACAGGUCCUGACGUUUUUAUCAGUCCGAAACGCAUAGAAAUUUUAGGCUGUUUUAGGCUGUGUCCAUAUAUGGUAUGAAUGAGGGCAUUUGUGACUCAUGGAUUAAUUGACACAGACAUGAAAAGAAUACUUUAUAAUGUGUUGGUCAGUCCAUUUUAUGCUUGUUAAAACGUUCUUUCCAGUUCAGUGCAAAACAUGGUUAUAGAGGGUACAAAGUGCAUGAAAGCUGUACUUUAUUCAUGGAAAGUACUAAAAGUACGCAAUCCCAAAAUUGUCCUCGGUCUUCACUACUUUUAAAGAUUAUUAUAUUCGGAUGUAAAAGAUGUGAUGCUAGUCAUUAGGUUUUUGUUAAUAAAAACUGACUCCUAA
Messenger RNA from Conger conger (European conger), 2037 nucleotides. Its product is annotated as TRAF family member-associated NF-kappa-B activator-like. The record is from RefSeq and is a predicted model, not a curated record. Gene Ontology annotation, biological process: canonical NF-kappaB signal transduction. NCBI's taxonomy places the organism in Eukaryota, Metazoa, Chordata, Actinopteri, Anguilliformes, Congridae. The transcript has 8 exons. Bases 188 to 1228 code for a protein of 346 amino acids.